CUUAUCUCUGAUGAGUUAAUAUAAUUUUGUAAUUUCUUCUAUAUUUAUGAUUGUUGAAUUUGGCAACAUCCCUAAAUUCUAUUCCCUCUUUUCCCCUUCAUAUUUGUUGGCUCUCAUUCAUUGGCUUAUGUCAGAUUUGAUUAACACCUCCACUCAUACAUUUCAAUGUGUCAUUGUUCUUUCUUCAAUUGUACGUAACAAUAAUACUUUUGAAGCACAUUUUCUCAACCAGAAGUCAGAUUAUUAGAUUUUAAGAUCAACUACUUUAGCUCACAUUUUGCUUUUUUUUGCAGGUGUAACCUUGUGGAUUUAAUGGUGGAAAUGGAUCGCAUGUUGCGUCCAGAGGGAACAGUUGUGAUACGUGAUUCUCCCGAAGUAAUUGAAAAAGUGGAACACAUUGCUCAUGCAGUCAGGUGGACAACUAGCUUAUAUGAAAAGGAGCCUGAAUCACAUGGGAGAGAGAAAAUCCUUGUUGCGACCAAAACUUUCUGGAAGUUACCUUCAUCUUCCCAUUGAGAGCCAUUUUUCUUUAAAAUAGGCGUAAGAUUGGCGUUGGUUACCAUUGUUGACAAGUUCUUUACAAAUACCCAUCAAAAUCGUGCGUCCCUUGUCUUUGGUCCCCCUUUCGGACUCAAAUGUUUUCUACCACUCUACGAGACAGCUAAUUUCUUGGUCCACCAUGGUUCUGUUUUUAACUUAGUCGAGACGACAUGACUUAUGAAUUAAACUCAUGCAAAUGUUUGUAAAAUUCAACCUUUUGUAACAUUCAACCUUUCUUGUAGAUUGUUCAUGCAAGUUGUGAUUGAAAGUGCCAUGUAAUGUUGGUUGAAAAAAUUUCCAAUCCCCAA
Molecule: messenger RNA, 848 nt
Organism: Rubroshorea leprosula
Lineage: Eukaryota; Viridiplantae; Streptophyta; Magnoliopsida; Malvales; Dipterocarpaceae
Source: the annotation of a GenBank genome assembly